UUUAACCCAUCAUUACAACGCCAACUCAGACACACAAGCCUUAAAGCCAGCACCCUAAACAUUAACAAAUUCCAAAUUCCUUCUCCCUCUCACUCUCCUCUCCCCGUCCAUCUCCUCCGGAGUAUACCAUAUUCCGGUGGCGGGAACGAAAAUUCAACCGUUGGAACCACCUGGGUUUCUUUCUUUCUUACUUGAUUUGUGAUUAUUAUUGUCUUUGUUUGAAAGUUAGUUGGCUCUGUUAGUUAGUUUGGUUGGUUGGUUGGUUGGUUGGUUUAUUAUUAUUAUUAUUAUUAUUUUGGGACGGAAAUGGUGAUGAAAGUGGCGUCUCCGAGGAAGGCGUCGUUAACGGAGGUUUUGCAGAGAGUGUAUGGGAAUUUUAGCGCCAAUACUAGUACCGGGUAUAGUAACAACCACCACCACCAUCAUCAUCAUCAUCAACCCAAGAAAUAUUUGAUUCACGAGACUGAGAAUGAUUUUGAGGAGGAAGAUGGGACUAUGGAGCUGGUCCAGAUUGGCGCUGAAAGAACCAAGAAUGUAUUGAUCCUUAUGAGUGACACCGGCGGUGGCCAUCGUGCUUCCGCCGAAGCCAUUCGCGAUGCCUUCAAGCUGGAGUAUGGCGAUGAAUACAGGGUAAUCGUGAAGGAUGUGUGGAAAGAGUACACAGGUUGGCCAUUGAAUGACAUGGAAAGACAAUAUAAAUUCAUGGUGAAACAUGUACAGUUAUGGAAGUUUGCAUUCCAUGGUACCUCUCCAAGAUGGAUCCACAGCUGUUACCUAGCAGCCAUGGCUGCCUACUACGCCAAGGAGGUGGAGGCAGGUCUAAUGGAGUACAAGCCAGAUAUUAUCAUCAGUGUUCAUCCAAUGAUGCAGCAUAUUCCUUUAUGGGUUCUUAAAUGGCAAGGUCUGCAAAAGAAAGUGAUUUUCGUCACGGUGAUUACGGAUCUUAACUCCUGCCAUCGUACAUGGUUUCAUCCUGGAGUCAGUAGAUGCUACUGCCCUUCAAAGGAGGUUGCCAAGAGAGCUUCACUUGAUGGCCUUGAAGAUUCUCAAAUCCGUGUUUUUGGCUUGCCCAUCCGGCCUUCUUUUGCCCGUGCAGUUCUUUCCAAGGAUGAACUAAGAGAAGAGCUCCAGAUGGAUCCUAAUUUGCCUGCAGUUUUGCUAAUGGGAGGCGGUGAAGGUAUGGGUCCUGUUAGAAAAACUGCAGAGGCUCUAGGAGAAUCACUUGUUAACAAGGAGUUUGAUAAGCCAAUUGGCCAAUUGAUUAUUAUAUGUGGGCGAAAUAAGGUUCUUAAAUCUACGCUAGAAUCUAUGGAUUGGAAGAUCCCAAUUAAGGUUAGAGGAUUUGAGACACAGAUGGAGAAAUGGAUGGCAGCUUGUGACUGCAUAAUCACAAAAGCUGGACCUGGUACAAUUGCCGAGGCAUUGAUUAGAGGCCUUCCUAUUGUUCUCAAUGACUACAUUCCUGGACAAGAAAAGGGCAAUGUGCCUUACGUAGUAGACAACGGAGCCGGUGUCUUCACCAGAAGUCCUAAAGAAACUGCAAGAAUUGUGACAGAAUGGUUUAGCACGAAGACGGACGAACAUAAGAGGAUGUCAGAAAAUGCACUUAAGCUAGCACAACCGGAGGCAGUGUUCGAUAUUGUAAGAGACCUUCACAAUCUUGCCCAAGAGCGUGGUCCUCUAGCGAAUAUGCCCUAUGAAUUGACAUCAUCAUUCACAAGUCUAAUUUGAUUGAUAUAUCAAUCUAUAUCUUCCACUAUAUUACAAUCUAUCACACCAAGGUCCCACUGCAAUGCAUGUACAGCUAUCUAAAAUAGUAACAUUCUUUGUCCUCGGGGGAUUCAAACACCAGAAAUGAGGUGUAAAAUUCUGGGAAGCAUGCUCUUAUAUCAAUGGGGGAAAAGCAGGUUUGGGGGAGAGGAGGGGAGGGUUUUGGGGGAAGGACUUUGAACGCAAAAUGUGACGUGUGAUUCUAUUAAGCGUGCUCUGAUGUUUGAAAAGGUUAUGAUUUUAGGGUAUUAGUUUUGGGAGAAGUUAGGAUUGUUGUGAAAAUUAUGUUGUAAUUUAUUCAUAAUAAUCAGUGUUUCUGUAUGUGUUAUGUUAUUACUUGAAGUUUUGUUCU
Molecule: messenger RNA, 2122 nt
Organism: Manihot esculenta (cassava)
Lineage: Eukaryota; Viridiplantae; Streptophyta; Magnoliopsida; Malpighiales; Euphorbiaceae
Product: monogalactosyldiacylglycerol synthase 2, chloroplastic
Exons: 8
Coding region: 307-1731 (474 amino acids)
Biological process (GO): glycolipid biosynthetic process
Molecular function (GO): hexosyltransferase activity
Source: RefSeq, a predicted model, not a curated record